Messenger RNA from Aphis gossypii (cotton aphid), 784 nucleotides. RefSeq names its product protein N-lysine methyltransferase METTL21D-like. Gene Ontology annotation, biological process: peptidyl-lysine methylation. Gene Ontology annotation, cellular component: cytosol; cytoplasm. Bases 127 to 759 code for a protein of 210 amino acids. NCBI's taxonomy places the organism in Eukaryota, Metazoa, Arthropoda, Insecta, Hemiptera, Aphididae. The transcript has 3 exons. The record is from RefSeq and is a predicted model, not a curated record. Gene Ontology annotation, molecular function: protein-lysine N-methyltransferase activity.
UAAGUGGUAAAUAGUAAAUACUCUCAACAGUUUUACAGACUUACAGUUAUCUACUUGUAAUUUGUUAUACACUUACAUAGUUACAUACGAUUGCAUUUUUUUAGUACAGCAAGCUAACAUUAAGUCAUGGACGCGAAUGCUUAUUAUAGGGAUUUCGAUUUGGAAUCAAUUAAUGUCACAUUGCGAUUUUGCCAACAAGAGUAUGGGGACGUCAACUGUGUUGUAUGGGAUGCGUCCCUAGUAUUGUCCAAAUAUUUAGAAACGCUGUACCUGAAGAACAAUAAAACAUUCGACUCUAAAAGAGUUAUUGAGUUAGGCUCAGGAUUAGGCUGCGUUGGUCUGGCUGCUGCAUGUUUCGGGGCAAAUGUUCAACUGACAGAUUUACCAGAAAAUUUACACCAAUUAAAAAGAAAUGUUGACGAAAACAUGCCUUGUUUAAAAGGUAGUGUUCAAACUGUUGCAUUAACAUGGGGUACCACAUUUGAGUCGGAGCCUUAUGAUUUUCUGUUGAUGGCAGACUGCAUUUAUUAUCCAGAAGUAGUGGAGGCAUUGGUGAAAACUAUGACUGAGUUAACUGCACCAAACACAGUAAUAUUAAUAUGCCAAGAACUUAGAGAAACCGAAAAACAAAAGAACACAUGGCAAAUGUUUUUAAACUUACUGGUUGAACACUUUGAGAUAUCAUAUGUUCCAGAAGAAGAACAACAUCCAAUUUUUAGAAGUUCUGAUAUAGUAUUAAUAAACGCAAAAAAAAAAUGAUAGCAAAAUAAAAAUUUAAUAUAAU